CACCAAAUGUCCGGAGAGAUAGCCCAUCAAGCGAAGGCCUUCCUUGACACGAGUGGUCGCCAAUACGCUGGUACCGCUGCUUCCACCCAUUCCUUUAACCUUUGACCCCUCACUAACAAGGCCCAGAGUCACCACUGCCGGCAUGGGCCUCCUCGAUCGCAGGUUCAGUCUCCCCGCCCCCCAAAAUUUCGCCCCUAUCAACUGCCCACCACUAACUGGCCACCCACCCACCAGUCCUCUACCAACUUCCCGAUUCCAAACGCCUCUACAACAGCCGGCUCCUCCCCCGCCCGUGGACUGUCCUCCUGUUCUCGACGCUAUUCGCAGCCAGUGGCUGGAUGGCGUACGAUAACGCACCGAUUGACGGCGCUGGCACCACUGCGGCCUGGUCGGCCAUAUAUUGCAUCAUGAACGGGAGCCCCCGAAGGCUCGGUAAACUACUGCGACUCGGCCGGGUGGCGCCGCUAGGGAUCACGGGGUUUGCCGCUGCGAAUGCCGUUACGCAUGGGUACUACUAUCUGACAGUUCCGAGGAGUAAGGAGGAGAUUGAGGAGUACAAGAGAUUGAAGGGAGAAUAA
Tuber aestivum (summer truffle) is the source of this 578-nucleotide messenger RNA. NCBI's taxonomy places the organism in Eukaryota, Fungi, Ascomycota, Pezizomycetes, Pezizales, Tuberaceae. The record is from the annotation of a GenBank genome assembly.